AAAAAUACUGGCAGUCGUCGCUGGUAUCAUUUCGAACAGGCUCUUCAACUGGCAGUCCAAAGGGCUGCGCACAAAUGGACUCAGCUAUGAGGAUUUUGCGGAGUGUUUUCCGCAAUACGUCGAGGAAGAUAAGAAUGGUUCAUCCACUACCUUUAAUUCGAUAGCAGAAUACAUUGAAACCGAAUGCCUUCGCGAUCUCGAAAAAUUAUUCGAAGAAUACAAGGUACAAGAGAACGUGGAUACACUCCAUCGGAUCGUCAACGAAGCGAAAGAACGUGCCAAUUCUGGUAACAAUACGAGGAAUGACGUGUGGAGAGAGCACCUUCAACCACGAGCUGCUACCACUGCGAGGACUGCUCCUCUUUUAGAAGCCGAGGCUACGAGACUACGUGAGGUUUUGGCUACGAUGCAAAGCAGAACUGCACGUAUACAAGCCGAACUUGAAGAGACUGUGAAGGCUACAGAGGAAGCGGAUGCACGCGCCAACGGCCUUCUUAAUCAGCUGGACUCUGUCCUUCAGAAAUGGAACGACGUACCGUUGGAGAAGAUAGAAGCUUGGACAGUCCAAACUCUGGAAGCCUCCCAGCCCGUUCAACCCCAAUAA
Molecule: messenger RNA, 604 nt
Organism: Marasmius oreades (fairy-ring Marasmius)
Lineage: Eukaryota; Fungi; Basidiomycota; Agaricomycetes; Agaricales; Marasmiaceae
Exons: 5
Biological process (GO): chromosome segregation
Cellular component (GO): MIS12/MIND type complex
Source: RefSeq, a predicted model, not a curated record